Messenger RNA from Drepanopeziza brunnea f. sp. 'multigermtubi' MB_m1, 468 nucleotides. The record is from RefSeq and is a predicted model, not a curated record. NCBI's taxonomy places the organism in Eukaryota, Fungi, Ascomycota, Leotiomycetes, Helotiales, Drepanopezizaceae.
AUGGCUGAGCGAGUCGUCGGAUGGCAGAUUGGAUACCGGCUGUACGGGUUUUCGGUAACGAUUGGUCGGGAAUGGACGAGUGGUCGCGAGGUCGUACGGAAUGCUGGCAGCAGCGGUAGUGACCGCGAGAAUGCUCGAGCAGAGGAGGGUGGUGGUGAUGGUGGUGGUGGUGGUGGUGAUGUAGUACCGGUAUGUGUGCAAUCGAUGAUCCUAAAGGCUGCAAGAAAGGCAAUUGUCAUUGGGUUGCGGUUCUAUUCUUAUUUUUUCUUGGAUGGCCAAGACAGAAAGGUCGGUCGCUGCAGGAGGAUCCUGUUCUGGAUCCUGAUCCUCGUUCGAUGGCUGCUGUGGAGUGUGGAGGAGGAGGAGGAGGAGGAGGGCGAGGGAACGGAGGAGGAACGACGAGGAAUUGAUUAUUCCGCACGGGGACGAGACGAGACGGGACGAGACGAGAAGAAGAAGAUUGAUUGA